Messenger RNA from Heterobilharzia americana, 357 nucleotides. The record is from the annotation of a GenBank genome assembly. NCBI's taxonomy places the organism in Eukaryota, Metazoa, Platyhelminthes, Trematoda, Strigeidida, Schistosomatidae.
AUGUCUUACUCUACUACCAAGCUUAUUACUAUAUUUACAUUGUUAGUUGGAGUUACUUUAUCUUAUAUAGCCCAGCAGGAUACAAAUCUACAGGAUACAACAAAUUUAGAUAUUUAUACCUAUGAUAAAAAUGUCACAUGUUCUCUUUGCAAAGAAAUGCUUACUCAAUGGCAAAAAAUGAUGAAUUCAACCAUAAUGGAAGAACGACUUGAUAGAUAUGUUGAAUAUAUCUGUAGAUUUUCAAUAAUUUAUAAAGAUAUGUGUAAACAAAUCAGUCAACAAUACUUCGAAAGAAUUUUAUACCUUGUUAAUCAUACCAAUGUCGAAGUUUUAUGUGAGGCAACACUCUUCUGCUAG